Messenger RNA from Spea bombifrons (plains spadefoot toad), 1563 nucleotides. Its product is annotated as sedoheptulokinase-like. The coding region runs from base 2 to 1396 and encodes 464 amino acids. Gene Ontology annotation, molecular function: sedoheptulokinase activity. Gene Ontology annotation, cellular component: cytosol. Gene Ontology annotation, biological process: carbohydrate metabolic process; cellular response to lipopolysaccharide. The record is from RefSeq and is a predicted model, not a curated record. Lineage: Eukaryota; Metazoa; Chordata; Amphibia; Anura; Pelobatidae. The transcript is spliced from 7 exons.
GAUGGACGGGCAAUCUCUGGUGUUGGGCAUUGACGUGGGCACCUCUUCAGUAAAAGCCGUGUUAUUGGACACCGGCUCGGGGCAUGUGGUGUGCAGCCAGAGCCAAGAUACUCAUGCCGGGGUGCAGUGUGAUUGGGGGUUACAGGGAAAAGAACAGAAUGUCAGCCGGAUAAUACAAGCUCUGAAUAACUGCCUAGCUGCUUUACCCAGAGAGAACCUGAAAAGAGUUUCACGCAUUGGAAUCUCCGGACAAAUGCAUGGAGUUGUGUUCUGGAAAGCAAAUCAAGGCUGCCACUGGAUAAACAGUGGAGAUUUGAGAAUUUUUGAGCCGAGAGAAGCCAGUCACCUUGUUACCUGGGAAGAUGGCCGCUGUACCACUGAGUUCCUGUCUUCUUUGCCUCAACCACACUCACAUCUCUGUGUGGCGACUGGUUUUGGGUGCGCAACUAUCUUCUGGUAUUUACAAAACAGGCAAGAUUUCCUUCAGUGUUACGAUGCUGCAGGUACCAUUCAGGACUAUGUUGUUUCAAUGCUAUGUGGACUUGAAAGGCCUAAAAUGUCUGUCCAGAAUGCUGCUAGCUGGGGAUAUUUUAACACCAGGACCAAAACUUGGAACGUUGACUUAUUAGAAGCCUCAGGAUUUCCCAUAGUUUUGCUUCCUGAUAUUGAGGAUUCUGGAUGUAUAGCUGGGAAGUUGUCUUGUGAAUGGUGUGGUAUCUCACAGGGGACAGAAGUCGGAGUCGCCUUGGGAGAUUUUCAGUGUUCCGUUUAUUCUUCUGCUUCUGAGAGCACAGAUGCAGUCCUUAAUGUAAGCACAUCGGCACAGCUGACAUUUUCCAUGCCAGAAGGUUUCCAGCCAGAAGACGUCCCUCGCUCUGGAGAAGCUGUAGCAUAUUUUCCCUACUUUAAUAAUCGUUACCUAGCAGUGGCAGCAUCUCUGAAUGGAGGAAAUGUAGUUGCAUCAUUUGUUGCAAUGUUGUCCCAAUGGAUUUCUGACUUAGGUCUAAAUAUUCCCGACUCUGAAAUAUAUGCCCAGGCGAUUAAAGCUGCAUUGUCUCAAAGUGAGACGUGUCUUACGGUUUGUCCAACACUCUUUGGUGAGAGACACACACCCAACAGCCACGCAUCUGUGUCAAACAUUGCUGCCACUGACCUUUCACUGGGUCAUGUGACUAGAGCUCUCUGUCGCGGAAUCAUAGAAAACUUGCAUGCUAUGCUGCCUUCCCAUCGACUUCAGGAAUAUGGGGUAAAAAGGAUAAUUGGAAGCGGCAGCGCACUGGCCCGAAAUGAGGUGUUAAGGCAGGAAGUAGAGAAGGUAUUCCCAUUCCCGUUGGUCUAUGGAAAUGAUGUAGACUCAGCAUUAGGUGCAGCCUUGGUGAUGAUAAAACAAAGGUAGAAUUAUUUCCUAUAAUCACAAAAAUAUUUUAUAAAUUUAAAAUAUUGAUUUAGAAAUAAAGUAAUACAAUGUAAAUUACUAGUGUUUUAUUACACCUCGUUUCCAAAUCGUUCUCUUGGCUGCAAGAAAAGGACACUUUGAUGAACAAUAUAAUUCAGCAUUUUAAG